Molecule: messenger RNA, 735 nt
Organism: Engraulis encrasicolus (European anchovy)
Lineage: Eukaryota; Metazoa; Chordata; Actinopteri; Clupeiformes; Engraulidae
Product: coiled-coil domain-containing protein 106-like
Exons: 4
Coding region: 1-735 (244 amino acids)
Cellular component (GO): nucleoplasm
Source: RefSeq, a predicted model, not a curated record
AUGCAUCCACAGCCAAAACGCAAAACCAAGACGAAUCGCUGUGAGAGGGAGGAGCACCCCGACAAACAGGGAGGACCUGAGGCGGCGACGCCCCCCACGACUCCCCCCACGACUCCCCAGAGUGCCUCCAGCAGCAUGAAGUCCUGCAAUGACUUGACCAUGAAAAUGGAGUUCAUGGGAGAAAGAAUGAAAUGGCAGGAGAGGCUAAUCAAGGACCUAGAGGAGGAGAGGACUUUCUUACGAGAGCAGCUGGCAGGCUCCCGGGCCCCAGGGAAAGCCCCCGAGGAGCCCUCCCGCGAGGACAAUGUCGCCCAUGAGUCGGCAACCCUCUCCAGCUCCAGCUCCAGCGAUGGUCCCCCUGUCCACAAUCCCCCACCCAAAAAGAAGAGGCACCACUCCCGGGGCCACUCCUCACACCAUAUGAGAGUCCGUACACCCCGGGAGGUCAUAGAAAGAUACCAGGAGGUCCUCAGGACCUUCAAGAAGGUUAGGACGAUGACAGAGGCCUUCAAUCGGCAACACGUGGACAGGGGGACCAUUGUGGCCACCGCCCCCAUCGCGGAGCUGGAGGCAGCCGACCCCAGUCUAUAUGGCUCUCUGAUCUACGACUCGAAAAUUGAAACCCUGUUAGGAUUUGCUAAAAGGUGCGGCAGCAGCGUCACCCCUGACCUGAAAGCCAAAAUUGCCGAUUUGAAGGCCAGGGGUGUCCUGCUGCCCAUCAAUGUUAAAUAUUAA